This is a messenger RNA of Cicer arietinum (chickpea), 1157 nucleotides long. Its product is annotated as clavaminate synthase-like protein At3g21360. Gene Ontology annotation, molecular function: oxidoreductase activity. The record is from RefSeq and is a predicted model, not a curated record. NCBI's taxonomy places the organism in Eukaryota, Viridiplantae, Streptophyta, Magnoliopsida, Fabales, Fabaceae.
CUAUGGAAGGUAAACCCACAUAAGCAAAACUACCUUACAUAAUAAACAUUGAAAUUAGAUUGAAAGGUAGAAAUUAAUAUGGAAUUUUGUUGCAAGGAGUUCAAGGUAGGAAAGUGUGAAGGAGAAAAACUAGUGGAUGGUGAAACCCUUCCAUUGGUACUAGAACCUCGUGAGGCAAACAAGAGUGAGUUGGAAUCCUUGCUAUUGGCUUUGAAUAACAACAAAGAAUGGUUUGAGGAAAUGAUAAUCAAGAAUAGUGCUGUUCUCCUUAGAGGUUUUGAUGUCAACAAGGCUGAGGAUUUCAAUGAUAUUGUUGAAACUUUUGGAUGGGAAGACAUUCGGUAUGUUGGGCCAGCACCUCGUACACAUAUUUACAAAAGGGUAUGGACUGCUAAUGAAGGGCCCCUCUCAGAAUUCAUUUACUAUCACCAUGAAAUGGUUUUGAUUAAGGAAUAUCCAAAGAAAGUGAUUCUGUUUUGUGAGAUACCUCCCCCUGAAGGAGGAGAGACACCUUUUGUUCCAAGCUUUCGAGUGACAGAAAGGAUGGUUGAAGAGUUCCCAGAAGAAGUGAAAGAGAUGGAGGAAAAGGGAUUGAAAUAUUCAUUUACAGCUCCUAGUAAUAGUGAUACCACUUCCAUGAGAGGUAGAGGGUGGGAGGAUGCUUUUGGAACCUCAGAUCCUAAUGAAGCUGAAAAAAGGGCAAGAGGUCUAGGAAUGGAUAUAGAGUGGCUUCCAAAUGGUGGACUAAAGACAAUACUUGGACCAAGAAAUUUAACAAAAGUAUUUGAAGGAAGAAAAGGGAGAAGAAUGUGGUUUAACACAGUUGUAGGGAUGCAUGGAAAGGAGAUUAGCUCUGCCACAAUGGCAGAUGGAACUGAGAUUCCAGAUAAUGUUGUGAAAAGGUGUGGAGAGAUCAUUGAAGAAGAGAGCAUACAAUUCAAGUGGCAGAAAGGAGAUGUUCUAUUCUUAGAUAAUUAUGCUUUGCUUCAUGGUAGAAGACCUUCACUUCCUCCAAGAAAAGUUCUUGUUGCUACUACUAAGUAAUUUCAUAUUGUUUCUUGUAUUCAAUAAACUAAAACCAUACCAUCAAGAAUAUAUUAUAGUAAUGUAUCAUCCCUUUUAUAUACUUCAUCCAAUCCAAUAAAUUGUUCAUCCAA